AUGUUUCUCACAAGUUCUUCUUUGGAUCUUGUUAGCUCUUUUGUUGAGGGUUUGAGCAGUGAAUUUUCUAUAAAAGAUCUUGGCCCAGUACAUCAUUUUUUAGGAGUAGAGAUACAAUCUCAUUUCGAUAGUUUACAUUUAUCUCAAUCCCAUUAUGCCCAUACCAUACUUGAACAAUCUCAUAUCCUUCAUUGUCAGCCUAUGCCCACAACUCUCGAAGCCUGCUCUACAAUUGAGAAGGAUUCUACUCCUGUUAGUGAUCCUAGCCAUUUUCGAGGGAUUAUUGGUGCCCUUCAAUAUCUCAAUCUCACUCAUCCGGACCUCUUCUACAAUGUUAAUUAUGUUUCUCAGUUUAUGAAUUCUCCUACAAUGGCUCAUCUUAAGAUUAUUCAUCAAAUUCUUCGGAAUCUAAAAGAAACAACUCAUUUUGGUUUAUAUCUCCGUUCUAAUACGUCUUUUGAUUUGUCAGUUUUUUCAGAUACUGAUUGGGCAGGAUGUCCAACUACGCGCCAUUCCAGUUAUUGCACUUUUCUUGGAUCAAAUAUCUUUUCAUCGUGUGCCAAGAAGCAACAAAUUGUCUCUCGUCCUAGCACAAAAGCAGAAUAUUGA
Manihot esculenta (cassava) is the source of this 609-nucleotide messenger RNA. RefSeq lists its product as uncharacterized. The transcript has a single exon. Lineage: Eukaryota; Viridiplantae; Streptophyta; Magnoliopsida; Malpighiales; Euphorbiaceae. The record is from RefSeq and is a predicted model, not a curated record. The coding region runs from base 1 to 609 and encodes 202 amino acids.